Zea mays is the source of this 2040-nucleotide messenger RNA. RefSeq names its product methyltransferase. The transcript has a single exon. Bases 284 to 1774 code for a protein of 496 amino acids. Gene Ontology annotation, molecular function: S-adenosylmethionine-dependent methyltransferase activity. Lineage: Eukaryota; Viridiplantae; Streptophyta; Magnoliopsida; Poales; Poaceae. The record is from RefSeq and is marked validated.
AUCAUUCCAUGGGAUUCCCCAAAGCAACUGUCCGAUCCCAUCGCGAUGGCACCGCCGCCGCAGGAGCCAAUCCACCGCCACUGACGUAACCCGAUCCAUGGAAGCACUAGGAUCUUCCGAUUACCCCCCUCCUCCUCCCACCUUCCUCCGCUCCACCCGCCAUAUCCUCGCCUCCCUCGUCGGCGCAAACCACACCUCCGCCCGCUUCUGCUCCCGCUAGCACCACCACCAGCACCGGACCCCUUCCCUUCGCUUCGCCUCCCUCACCAGGGGUGACGGGGGCAUGGACCCCUCCUCCCCGCCGCGGCGCUGCUCCCUCCUCCUCCGCCUGCUCCUCCUCGCCGUCGCCGCCCUCGCGCUCCGUCUCCUCUACGGCGCCUUCCUCUCCGUCUCCGCCGGGCCCGCAGGCUGGCCGCUCUACCGCCCCGCCGCCACCGCCACAACCACCACGCGGAGGAGGACCCACGUCGUCCAGGCCGACGUCCCGUCGCCGGAGGUCUGGCGCACCCGCCACUGGCGCAGGGCCGUCGACUACCACGCGGCCAUCCUCGCGCCGCACAUCGCCGCCGGCGCCCUCGCGCCCGCGUCCCGCGCCGUCUGCCUGGGCGGCCCGCAGGAGGCGCUCGCGAUGCGGGAGCUCGGCGUCGCCAAAGCCGUCGCCGUCGGCAGGAGGCGUGCGCCACCGCUCGUCGUCGCGGGGGGCGACCGGAGACUGCCGUUCGACUCGUCGUCCGCCGACUUCGUCUUCGCGGGGCGCGCCCUCGACGCCGCCAAGCGCCCGGCCGACCUCGCCGCCGAGGCCGCGCGGAUCCUCAAGCCCGACGGCCAUCUCGUCGUGCUCACGUCCAGCGCCGCCGACGCCUACAGCCUCCGCUCGAUCCAGGCGCUCCUACCGACGCUCCGCCUCGUCCAAUCUCGCGAGAUCGACGCCCAGGACGACGGCGACUCCUCCACACUCAGGGAACUUGUCUUCCAGAAGAAUCCCCAUCCUACGGGCACGGGCGCGGGCAAUUCAUCAGUGAACAACUGCUCGGUUGGGGAUCACAGGCGCCAGCUCCUCGCGCACGCCGAGCCACUCAUCCAGGAGGAGCCGCUCAAGCCGUGGAUCACGCUAAAGAGAAACAUCAAGAACAUCAAGUACCUCCCGGCGCUGGCCGAUAUCAGCUUCAAGCGCCGGUACCUGUAUGUCGACGUUGGCGCGCGCAGCUACGGCUCCAGUAUCGGCAGCUGGUUCCGCAAGCAGUACCCUAAGCAGAACCACACCUUCCAGGUGUUCGCCAUCGAAGCUGAUCCGGCGUUCCACUCUGAGUACGCGGCAAAGAAGGGUGUCACGUUGCUUCCUUACGCAGCCUGGGUCAAGAACGAGACACUCAGAUUCGAGAUCAAUGGCGAUCCUGGAAAGGAGGACGAGGCCAAGGCCAAUGGCCGUGGCAUGGGGCGCAUCCGCCCUGCUACCGGGAAGAAGAUGAACGGCGAGGUCAGGAGUGUCCCUGCGUUUGACUUUGCCGAGUGGUUGAGGCAGACCGUGACGGAGCAGGACUACGUGGUGAUGAAGAUGGAUGUGGAGGGGACCGAGUUCGAUUUGAUCCCGAGGCUGUUCGACACGGGCGCAAUCUGCUUGGUCGACGAGCUUUUCCUGGAGUGCCAUUACAAUCGGUGGCAGAAGUGCUGCCCUGGUGAGCGGUCGCCCAAGUAUGAGAACACCUACGAGGAGUGCUUGGACCUUUUCAGCUCGCUGCGGGAGAGUGGCGUUCUCGUGCAUCAGUGGUGGUAAAGGCUUCACUGGUAAUUUCUCCGGUACAGCCGUUUGGAAAUACUAUAUUGCAGCGCAGAUAGAGUCCAAAGACAGGUGACAAAAGGUUUUGAUUUCCACACUGUAUUCAUUUUUUUAUGCUGUUUAGAUUGUGUUGGUUAAUUUUAAAGGAGUAAGGUGAAGUGGAGUGAACGAAAUGUACUUAGGGGGUAGUUGCAUUCCCAGUAAAAAAUCAAUGUGCCUUGCAAACAAUUGGAAUGAAUGAAUGAUACACACAUGAUUCAAAG